AUGAAGUCAUUCAUUCUCACCUGCUGCGCCUUGGCGCUCGCCGAAGCUGUAUCUGCCAGCCCUGUCGCCUCCCCGGCUCUCCCGUCGAAGCCGCAAUCGAAGCAUUUGCGUUACGAGCGUACCGUCAGCGGUUCUUUCGCAGACGGGCAGCCAGACAAUGGCAAAGGAAAAGGCGGACCUCUGCUCGGCGGCACAAACAAAUACCUCGACAAGACUAACCCCGCCAACUUGGGUCAGGAGCCGACUGACAGUGGAUCCGUCGUAAAUCUGAAAUGGAGCUUCUCUGACUCCAAGACUCGUCUUUUGAACGGUGGAUGGACUCGCCAGCAGGUUGUCACCGACUUGCCCGCUAGCCAUGACAUUGCCGCUGCGCAGCAGCACUUGAAGAAGGGCGCGAUCCGUGAGAUGCACUGGCACCGCGUUUCCGAGUGGGGAUACGUCUAUGCUGGUCGCAUCCUCUUUACCGGUGUUGACGAGCACGGUCGCAACCAGGCCAGUGUCUUGCACCCCGGCGACAUCUGGUACAUCCCCAAGGGAGGAGCGCACUCUGUGCAAGGUCUUGAUGAUGAGAACGAGUUCCUGCUCGCUUUCGACGAUGGUAACUUCGACUCCGCCGGAACCACCUUCAUGGUUGAUGACUGGAUUGCCCACACCCCGAAGGACAUCAUCCUCCGCAACUUCGGCUUGCCCGCCAACUCCACUGCAUUCGACAAGGUCCCAUCCCCGAACCCGUACAUCACCAACGCCACCGUUGGAGACAUCACCAUCGACUCUCCAUUCGGCUCCCUCGAGGACUCCACUGAUUCGUGGGUCUACUACGGCAGCAAGGUUGCCCCGACCCACGAGAUCCCCGGCGGUGGAAAUGUGCGCAUCAUCGACUCCCACAACUUCCCGAUCGCCAAGACCAUCGCCACAUCGAUUGUCACCUUGAAGCCCGGUGCGCUUCGUGAGCUCCACUGGCACCCCAACGCCGAGGAAUGGUUGUUCUUCUCCCAGGGAACCGCUCGCGUCAGCGUCUUCAUGGGAGGUGCGGCUGCCAGGACCUUCGACUUCACUGCCGGUGACACUGCCGUCAUGCCUGACAACAGCGGCCACUACGUCGAGAACACCGGUGAUGAGGAUUUGGUCUGGAUCGAGCUGUACAAGAGCGACCGUGUUGCGGAUAUCAGUUUGACCCAGUGGCUGGCUUUGACUCCGGUCGAGCUUGUGUCCCAGAUCUUGAAGGUCGAUGCGAGCGUGGUUGCCAACCUGAAGAAGGAGAAGCAGCUCAUCCUUCCUGCGGUUUCCAACUAAGGAGGCGGAUUAGUACUAUCAGUGCAAAACAACGUCCUGUGAGGGACGACAACAUUGGCCUUGACGACUUGAAGUCGCCAGGCUGCAAUCAUUCUAUUCAUUUUUC
Messenger RNA from Dissoconium aciculare CBS 342.82, 1399 nucleotides. RefSeq names its product oxalate decarboxylase. The record is from RefSeq and is a predicted model, not a curated record. The coding region runs from base 1 to 1293 and encodes 430 amino acids. The transcript is spliced from 3 exons. Gene Ontology annotation, biological process: oxalate metabolic process. NCBI's taxonomy places the organism in Eukaryota, Fungi, Ascomycota, Dothideomycetes, Mycosphaerellales, Dissoconiaceae.